AUGUCCUACUUCUUCUCCACCCCGGUCGACAUCGACAUCGUCCUCGAGGACCUGGACGACCGCUCUGCCGUCGACGUCAAGCUCGAUAAGAAUCGCAAAGAGAAGGUGCCAUUGUACCUCGAUGGCGAGUCUGUCAAGGGACAGGUCACAGUCAGGCCCAAGGAUGGAAAGCGUUUGGAGCACACAGGCAUCAAAGUGCAGUUUAUUGGGACAAUUGAGAUGUUCUUCGAUCGCGGAAACCACCAUGAAUUCCUUUCCCUCGGCCAGGAGCUUGCAGCGCCGGGCGAGCUCCAACAUCCUCAGACUUUCGACUUCAACUUCAAGAACGUCGAGAAGCAAUACGAGUCAUAUAAUGGCAUCAAUGUGAAGCUGCGGUACUUUGUUCGCGUGACAGUAUCGCGCCGAAUGGCGGAUGUGAUCAGGGAGAAGGACCUGUGGGUGUACUCUUACCGGAUACCGCCUGAGACGAACAGCUCCAUCAAGAUGGACGUUGGUAUUGAGGACUGUCUGCACAUUGAGUUUGAAUACUCCAAGUCGAAAUACCACCUGAAGGAUGUCAUCGUUGGCAGGAUAUACUUCCUUCUGGUGCGGUUAAAGAUCAAACACAUGGAGUUGUCGAUCAUAAGGCGAGAAACAACAGGGGCAGCACCAAACCAGUACAACGAGAGCGAGACACUAGUCCGAUUCGAGAUCAUGGAUGGUUCACCAUCAAGAGGAGAGACAAUCCCAAUCAGGCUGUUCCUCGGCGGUUUCGACCUCACGCCCACUUUCCGAGAGGUCAACAAGAAGUACUCAACUCGAUACUAUUUGAGCUUAGUGCUCAUCGACGAAGAUGCUCGAAGAUAUUUUAAGCAGUCUGAGAUCGUACUGUUCAGGCAAGCGCCGGAAGGCUUGACGUUGGCGCAAGAGCAGAACAAGCUGAUGGCAGUACCUUGA
Molecule: messenger RNA, 936 nt
Organism: Macroventuria anomochaeta
Lineage: Eukaryota; Fungi; Ascomycota; Dothideomycetes; Pleosporales; Didymellaceae
Product: vacuolar protein sorting-associated protein 26
Exons: 4
Coding region: 1-936 (311 amino acids)
Biological process (GO): intracellular protein transport; retrograde transport, endosome to Golgi
Cellular component (GO): endosome; retromer complex
Source: RefSeq, a predicted model, not a curated record